Molecule: messenger RNA, 5359 nt
Organism: Capra hircus (goat)
Lineage: Eukaryota; Metazoa; Chordata; Mammalia; Artiodactyla; Bovidae
Gene: FAM53B
Product: family with sequence similarity 53 member B
Exons: 5
Coding region: 406-1632 (408 amino acids)
Biological process (GO): protein import into nucleus; positive regulation of canonical Wnt signaling pathway
Cellular component (GO): nucleus
Source: RefSeq, a predicted model, not a curated record
CGCGGGCGGGCGCGGGCGGCCUGGCCAGGGCCGGUUAAAGGGACGAGUUGCAAACAGUUCAGGAAGUGACAAGUCGAUUUCCUCCUCCCCGGGAGCAGCUCCGUACAAAGCGCUCGGCGCCGGCAGGAGAGCGUGCGCGCUGCGGCCGCGCGGCGGGCAGCCCGGACGACUCGGCGAGCGCCGGCGGCGACUGCGCGGGGGACCGCGGCCGGAGCGUCCCGCCGCGCACAAGAGCUGACCUCACUCUGCUGUUUCCUGGAGGAGCCCCACCCCAAUGGGGAGCAGCCUCUCCUGACGUCAUCGCCCGGGAGACGCCCCAGGAAGUCACCUCUGCCCCCCCGUCUGCCCACCUGAAAAUGGCUCGUGCCCACCCUGGGCUGGUGCCCAGCGCCUGAGGCCCUUACCAUGGUGAUGAUCCUGAGUCAAAGCCUCGACAAGCAGGGAGCCGACCCCGUGGCCUGCAGGACCUUCAACCCUGAGCCGCACACGCCAAAGAAGAUGAGUCAAGGACCGACACUUUUCUCUUGUGGAAUCAUGGAAAAUGACAGAUGGCGAGACCUGGACAGGAAGUGCCCCCUUCAGAUCGACCAGCCGAGCGCCAGCAUCUGGGAGUGCCUGCCAGACAAGUGCCAGGAUGGCGCCCUGUGGCACCGGGAGGCGGUCACCGCCUGCGCGGUCACCAACCUGAUCAAAGACCUCAGCCUCAGCGACCACAACGGGCACCCGUCUGCGCCCCCCAGCAAGCGCCAGUGCCGGUCGCUGUCCUUCUCGGAUGAGAUGGCCAGCUGCCGGACGUCGUGGAGGCCCUUGGGGUCCAAAGUCUGGACGCCGGUGGAGAAGAGACGCUGCUACAGUGGGGGCAGCGUGCAGCGCUACUCCAACGGGUUCAGCACCAUGCAGCGGAGUUCCAGCUUCAGCCUCCCAUCCCGCGCCAACGCGCUCUCCUCGCCCUACGACUCGGUGGGACUCCACCCGCGGCCCGGUGGCCCGCCCGGCCCAGGGGCGCCGGGCCCGGCCACCUGCGGACAGGCGGACGACCUCUGGGGCCCCGCAGCAAGCCCCGUGGGCGGCGGCCGGCUGGACAUGCAGCGCUCCCUGUCCUGCUCGCAUGAGCAGUUCUCCUUUGCGGAGUACUGCCCGCCCUCCGCCAGCAGCACCCCUGCCUCGACGCCGGAGCCAGCCAGGCGCUCGGGUGGGCUGGCCCGCAGCCGCUCCCAGCCCUGCGUCCUUAACGACAAGAAGGUGGGCAUCAAGCGGCGGCGCCCCGAGGAGGCACAGGAGCAGAGGCCCUCCCUGGAUCUUGCCAAGAUGGCACAGAACUGUCAGACCUUCAGCAGUCUCAGCUGCCUGAACACAGGGACGGAGGACCGGAGCGCCCGCAGCCCCUUCGCCGUGCACACUGGCACCACCAGGUCCUGGGCCGCCCUGUUCUCGGCCCCCAGCACAGGGGGCAGGACGCCCGCCGGGACCCCGGUCCCCGAGCCUCUGCCCUCCUCCCUGGAUGACCCACUGGCCUGCCGGGAGGAGCCGUGCUGCGAGGAGCCAGGCACAGCCUGGCGGGACCGUGGGGCCCGCAGCAGCCCCUGCUCCCUGGAUGGCGAGCUGGACAUCGAGCAGAUAGAGAACAACUGAGGGGCCGCAGGCCCUGGCCGGGGGCGGGGGGUGGGAUAGUGCAUUCGAAGUGAGGGGCCUCCUCCUGCCUACACCCCCAGGUGCGGCGGCAGGCCCUCCUGGGAGCCCCACCCCUGGGCCUGAUCCGAGCUUCCUGGGAGGCGGGCGUCAGGGCCCAGGAGCGAGCCCACCGCCUCCCCAAGAUGCUGUCCCACCCGCGGGGGUCUGGGCUGCCCCCCACUCCCCGCCCUGCGGUACAGCAUCUCAGCCUUUCACCAGCAUGGCAGCCACGGUCCACAGAACCGCGGGGGCCGGGAUGGGAGCUUCUCGGUCUCGGGCUCUGGCCCCCUUUAACUUGCGGCACAUCGAUGGGCACAGCACCCCAGCCUUGCCCGCUGGGCAGUCUCUCGGCGGUCUGCGCAGGGCUGUGGUUUCCACCCCCAACUGGGGUUUCCGCCUGAGGUCCGCACGCUGGCGUCACAGGCCUGCCCGCCCUCCUGCUCUCAGGUUUGGGUCGGGGGGGCCAGCCCUGCAGCGCCCUCCUCCCCUCGAGUGUGUAUUCCGUGCCUUCUCUCCCAGGUCUCCCGCUCAGGCUCGGGAAGGCAGGGGAGGCUUCCUCGGUCAGUCAUUAACACCAGAACCGUUCGGCCUUAAUUCUGGGUGCAGGCGAUGGGGCCGUGUGUGCCAGGUGGACUCCCGGGGUCCAGGGAACACCUUGGGGUUGGGGGAGUGCUCGUUAGAGGCCCGUCCAGUUGGUAGACAUCUGGGGGCUCCAUUGGCCGAGAAGGCGGAGGCGUGAGCCCCUCCCAUGGUGUGGAGGUCCCAGCCCCGGGCUCUUUGCUGCUCCGGGGCUGGGGGCUGAAGUUGGCAGGGUCGGCAGCUGGCAGCCGCUGUCCAUGACUGCCCUGCCACUGAGCAAUGAGCUCAGUAGACACGGGCGAGUGGAGAGACAUCCCCAGAGGAGGGCGGCCUUUUGAAAACGUUUCAGGGACAAGGGCCCUGUGCAGGUGCGCAGACCCAGGCCCUGGGCAUGUUCCAGAGCUAGAGGGUGCCUGCCGGCCAUUCUGGGCCUGGCCACCUACCAAGCACAGCCUCGUUGGUUGGGGGGAUUUGGGGGGUUGCCACCUCCCUGCUACCGCCCCAACUGCAAGCACAGAGUGGGGUGCCCACACGCCCUUCCUGGCUCCCGGUGCCCCAGCAGAGACCCCCCCACCCCGGUCCACAAGGAGCCCCGACCCCGUGAGGCUUCUCUCCCAGACCACUCCUCCCCAGCCCCACUUUGCAGACACGCCCCACGGGGCUCUGGUUCCCCUGGAAUCCAGCUUUCAGCGCUCAGCAUCUUCUGCAGACAACAGCAGUGAGGGUCAGCUUAUGAGCAAAGUGGCUCCUUUUCCCACAAGGCUCAGUCCAUCCACGUGUCCCCUGCAGUGCGCUGCCGCGCGACAGAGGCACUCCAGGGAACCCUUUGGUCCCACUCACCUUCUACUGAUGGCAUAGCCCUCAGUGCUUGCAGGGGCUGAGGGCACAUGGUUCUUUCUCUCCGCUGGAGAGAGACCAGGUUUGAGAAAAUGUGACUUAAACCUUUACUUUUGGACAUUCGAAGUGUGGUGGCUCAAGUUCUCAUUUAGAGUUGGCUCUUUUUAAAAAUCAGCUGUUUAAGAUGCUUGCAGAAAACCCCAACUCCAUGACCCGCCCCCCCGCCCCCUGAGAUGGUGUCAGAAGCCACAGGUUAGAGAGCAUCGCGGGCAUCUGGGCACUGGACAGGUCCCACCAAAGGGCACAGCUCCCCUGGGAAGCCAGACCAGGCAGCUCGUUGUCUUUGAGCUGAUCCAUGGGACCCCGGGGCGUCCAGCAGCAGGUGGGUGGACAGGAGAGGAUGUUCUGGCGCCUCCUAGCCUCAGGGAGCCUGGGUGGGAGGCAUGAUGCCUGACCCACACCAAGAGUGGCCACAGCGGGCACGCACCCCGGACUGCAGUCCUUCCCCUGGACGCCCUUCUCCGGGCCGGGAGGGGAGGCACGCAGUGGUGGGUGUCACAGGGCUGUAGUGCGUGUGGCCCCCUCGGACCCUGCCAGCCACCCCCCACCCCUUCUCAGGCCUGGUGGCAGGGAAGGACGAGCCGUGGCCCCACCCGCCCCAUCUCCCUGCAGGCUGCUCCCGGGACCCGUGUGGCAGAAGGGCUCGCAGCCCAGGGCAGGGUUUGGCCCUUCCCAGCCUCCUAGGCCUCGCUUGGCUGUUCCUGCCCCCAGAGAAGCUCCCCGCCCAAGCCCACGACAGCAGCAAGGAGGGGAGAGGAUGACCAGUGACCCCUCAGAGAAAGAGGCAGCUGUGGGGUGGCUUCAUGUCCGUCUUCCCAUCAGAGAGCAGCCCAUCUGUCUAUAGGAGGUACCGCCUGAGGUCCGUCUCCGCUCUGCUCCCCUGGUCUUGAAGGGAGACUCUCUCUGACCACCCUGGGGUGGAGGGUGGCAGGGUGUCCCUAGGGGGGGCAGCAGGCCAGCUGGUGCCUCUCCCCAGCCCUGAACCUCACUUCUGCUGGGACCCUGCCUCAUGCAGCCCAUGAACUCCUGCCUGUAAGGGGGAACUAAGGAAGUUCAGAGCCAGGAGGGAGGGCUGUGCCAGGCUGUCCACCUGCCCCAGGGGCCAGGAAGGACAAGAGCAGGGUCAUGCAUUUGAAGGGUGGGGGGCUUCCUGUUGGGGCACCCCCACUAAAGCCGCCAGACUAACAGAGGCCGCUGCCCAUGGGGGCUAGGCCGGGUAUUGGAGCUGCAGCCUCAGCGUUUACAUUACUGCAAACCCUCUUGCCUUACUCGCGGUGGAGGCCAGGGCCAGUGCAGGGCCCACGGGCAGACACGACUCCCAGGCCCCUGGAGAGCUCGUGAAGAUUUUCUCUCUCAGAAAGCCUUACUUUUCAACAAAAUUUUUGUAGCAGGAAAAGUUUUUGUGAAUUUGUAUACGCCGAAAGAAAUUUUAAAAUGCAAAGUCCACCUUAGAAAGGAAACAAACCCAUCAUCCACAGGGGGCCCCAGAGCAAGGUGGGGGAGGGGUGGCCUGUGCGUUCCACACUCCAGCUGGUGCUGCCCGAGCCUCCAGCCCACGCCCUAGACAGACGCCCCACCACGGGCUCAAGUCUCGUGUGCCCUGGCCUGGAGGCAGAGAUGACCGUGUCAGAUCCCACGGCCUGGGGUGCAAGUGGUCCCCACGCCCCAGCUCUGGGGGCAGCAACCCAGCCAGGGCAGUGCCUCCAUGUAAGCAAUGGUGCUGCCUCUUGCCGCAGCCUCACGGGUGGCCAGACUCCUCCCGCUGGCACUUCUUUGAAGAGAAGAGAAAAAGAUUUAAUUAAAAAAAAAAAAAAUCCCAGACUACAGCAGAGAUCUUAUACCUAGCUAGAAUAGCCCGAUCUUCUAGCAUAGUCUCCUUGGCAAAGAAAUUGUGUCCCAGUGUGGGGGCCCACGUCCCGGGCGCAGGUGCCUGCAGCUCGGCUGUCUCCGGGGUCACAUGCGCUUUCCCAGCAGCACCCAUUGGUGCCCUGGAGCUUCAGGAAGCGUGGUGGCCGGGAAACAGGCCGCGUCAGGCCUGGCCCCUGCCCGGGCGAAGCGCUGUGCAGGGACGGCGCCGGGUCUGCCCACCGCCACCCGCCGCAGCCUGCCCUUCGCGCAGGCCACGACUGUCUUGCACUAGGGCCGCUCUAGUCUCUCAGGAAUCUGCUUGUUACUUUUACUGUGUAAAUAAAGCUUCCUGAUUCAGUACCCA